Molecule: messenger RNA, 1858 nt
Organism: Nannospalax galili (Upper Galilee mountains blind mole rat)
Lineage: Eukaryota; Metazoa; Chordata; Mammalia; Rodentia; Spalacidae
Gene: Chmp2b
Product: charged multivesicular body protein 2B
Exons: 6
Coding region: 213-854 (213 amino acids)
Biological process (GO): protein transport; late endosome to vacuole transport; endosome transport via multivesicular body sorting pathway
Cellular component (GO): ESCRT III complex; multivesicular body
Source: RefSeq, a predicted model, not a curated record
UUAGUUCCCGGUCACCUGAGCGCCCAGCUACGCGACUGCGGGAGCCUAGUGGUGCCGUGCCUUCGGCGGGUGGUGCUGGGAGACCCUGUUCUGUCCCUCUCGCCUCCCGGCCCGCCGCGUCAAGCCGCCCUAGGGCUUGUCGGUUCCUGCCCGUCCUUUCCCAGUCGGGCCGGACCGGGCCGAGCCGGGCCGCCCCAGCGCGCUCGCUAACCAUGGCGUCCCUCUUUAAGAAGAAGACAGUGGACGAUGUAAUAAAGGAACAGAAUCGAGAGUUACGAGGCACACAGAGGGCUAUAAUCAGAGAUCGAGCAGCGCUGGAGAAACAAGAAAAACAGCUGGAAUUAGAAAUUAAGAAGAUGGCUAAGAUUGGUAAUAAGGAAGCUUGCAGAGUUUUAGCUAAACAGCUUGUACAUCUACGGAAACAGAAGACGAGAACUUUUGCUGUAAGCUCAAAAGUCACUUCUAUGUCCACACAAACAAAGGUUAUGAAUUCCCAGAUGAAGAUGGCCGGAGCAAUGUCUACUACAGCAAAGACAAUGCAGGCAGUUAACAAGAAAAUGGAUCCACAAAAGACACUACAAACCAUGCAGAACUUCCAGAAGGAAAACAUGAAAAUGGAAAUGACUGAAGAAAUGAUCAAUGACACCCUGGAUGACAUCUUUGAUGGCUCUGAUGAUGAAGAAGAAAGCCAGGAUAUUGUGAACCAAGUUCUUGAUGAAAUUGGAAUUGAAAUCUCGGGCAAGAUGGCCAAAGCCCCAUCAGCUGCCCGAAGCUUACCAUCUGCCUCCACUUCAAAGGCUACAAUUUCCGAUGAAGAGAUUGAACGGCAACUCAAAGCUUUAGGGGUAGAUUAGCUUAAAAAGCCAUACUAUUUUCACUUACAGUUGCUCAGUGGAAAGCGAGCUCAGUGCAGAUUCCUUUUACAAAACACAUUUAUUUUGCAAAAAUAAAGACCAUGAGUGAACAGUUGUUUCCUAACCCAUGGCUAUUUUGAAUCUUUUGCCAAAGAAUGCCAAUGAUGCAAAAAUGGGAACAGUUUGGGUUUUAAUUAGAACUAUUCAGGAGUGAUGAUGUGUAAAAGUUGACUUCUUUUCUGCAUGGCUUAGAGCAAUGAUGUCAUUCCUUAGUGUCAGGUUAUGUUCUAAAUCUUCUUACACUGAAAUCAAAAUUCUUGUUAAAUGCCAUUAGGCACCAUCUCAAAGAGAAUUCUAAAAUUAUUAAAGGUAUAUCGUUAAUUCUGUAUCUGCUGCUUGUAAUUGUAGACAGUUAUGUGUUAGGACCAUAGGCAGUUCAGCUGCCAAAUUAUUUUUAAAUGAUCUAAAAGAAGAGUGCUAUUUAAACAUCUGUCUUAAAAAUUGUCAUGAGCUUUUACUUUUCUUCCAUUUUCCCCCUUUGGGAGAACAUUCUAGUUGGUAAGUUUAUUACCUUUCAAAAUGUGCUCGGCACCUGCCUUAAAUAGCACAAACAUAUUGUGCACAUCUUUAAAUUUUUUAACUGGCAGAAAAGAAUUACAUUUUAAAAUAAAAUUAAGACUUCUUAGAACAGUUAUCCAAGCUGUCUUGUAAAGCUUAUAAAAACAAAUUGAAUAUAAUUAGAAAAAUGAAAAAAGGCACUGAAUUAAUAACAUUUUGUAGUAAUGAAACAAUAUAUUUUGGCUUUUCCUUAAAAAACUGAGAUUUUUUUCUAUAUGAGUUACAUCUUAAUCUGUGCUGAAUUUUGAACUGCAUCAAUGCAUAUGUUAAACCCUCUAAAUUGAAGCCAUUCUAAAUUAAGUACUACCAGUAUGACAAUGCUUGACCUAGAUUUUUAAAAUAAAACUUUCUUUUUGCUGAAUAAACUACAACUUUGUCAGAAAUUA